Molecule: messenger RNA, 295 nt
Organism: Diabrotica balteata
Lineage: Eukaryota; Metazoa; Arthropoda; Insecta; Coleoptera; Chrysomelidae
Source: the annotation of a GenBank genome assembly
AUGCACAUGGACCGCAGAUUAACAUGGAAGAAACACAUAUUCACGAAAAGAAAACAGUUGGGUUUGAAACUCAGUAAAAUGUAUUGGCUAAUGGAAAAAAGGUCACAACUAAAUUUGUCCAAUAAAAUUCUAGUAUACAAGUCAGUAAUCAAAUACAAUCAAUGCGUACUCCCUGUUGUUACUUAUGGUAAGACAAAUGUUGCACUUAAGCACAUCCUUAAAAAUUCCAAUCGAAGGCCUUUUGUAUUAUCACAAAUGCACCGUGAUACAUACCCAAUGAAUACAUAAAUCGCGA